Musca vetustissima is the source of this 591-nucleotide messenger RNA. Its product is annotated as NADH dehydrogenase [ubiquinone] 1 alpha subcomplex subunit 11-like. The transcript has 4 exons. The coding region runs from base 62 to 553 and encodes 163 amino acids. Gene Ontology annotation, biological process: mitochondrial respiratory chain complex I assembly. NCBI's taxonomy places the organism in Eukaryota, Metazoa, Arthropoda, Insecta, Diptera, Muscidae. The record is from RefSeq and is a predicted model, not a curated record.
UUUUGACAAUUGGCUAAAUUACUGUUUUGUACGAAAUUACGUAAAAUUAGCAGCAGUCAAAAUGGCUCUGUCAAAGACCGGCUACUAUGAUAAACCCGAGGGUCAAGACUUGUUUGGCAAAAUGGUUGCGACCAACACUUAUGCCGCCACAGCCGGUUUGGCUUGGUCCACCGUUGAUGUGUUGAUGUUGACCCAUCCCAAGGGUUAUUUGCCAACAUUGGCUCGCUUUGCCUAUAAUACCGGUCCAAUGAUGGGUAUGGCUUCGGCAUUCACAUUGGCCACAUAUUUGUCGACAAAUGUUCGUGGCAAGGAUGAUAGACUAAACUACUUCAUUGGUGGUUUUGCUGCUGGUGGUGUCUUUGGUGCCUGGAGACGUAGCCAUGUUGCUGGUCUUGUUAUGGGUCUUUUCUUCGGUAUUGCCGGUGUCAUUAAGAAGACUUCCAUUCAAGAAGGCUGGGAAUUCUUCCCACCCCUCAAUCAUCAUGCCUAUAUGGGUGUGAGACAAAUCGAUAAUUCUUUGAUGGCUGAUCCCACCAAAGAAAAGAAAAAUUAAAGGCAAAGAUAUCUGUGUUUUUAGUCAAUAGUCAAUAA